AGUUGUUUCUGAGCGGUCGCGUUGGCCUGGGACGACGAGCACUCGGGCUUCCGCUGCGGGCGCCGACCCUGGAGCCGACCCGCAGCGAGGACGGAGCCGCCGCGUUCUGGCCCCGGCUCGGGGGGGCUCCGACUCGGGGCUCUCGCCUUGGCCGGCCCCCCUCUCCCGACGCCGGCAUCGCAGCGCGGCCCGGGCCGCCCCCGUCUGCGGUCGCAGCCGGCUCGCGCCUCGGGCGCUCCGGGGGCCCUGCGAUGGCGGCGGGCCCUGGCAACCAGGACCAGGGAGGGCUCCUGAUAGUGAAACUGGAGGAGGACGGCGCCUGGAGCCAGGAGCUGCCGCCGCCGCACCCGGGGCCCAGCCCGGAGGCCUCCCACCUGCGGUUCCGGCGGUUCCGCUUCCAAGAGGCCGCGGGGCCGCGGGAGGCGCUGAGCCGCCUCCAGGAGCUGUGUCACGGCUGGCUGCGGCCCGAGCUGCGCUCCAAGGAGCAGAUCCUGGAGCUGCUGGUGCUCGAGCAGUUCGUGAGCAUCCUGCCCCCCGACAUCCAGGCGCGCGUGCGGGAGCUGCGCCCCGAGAGCGGCGAGGAGGCGGCGGGCCUGGUGGAGCAGCUGCAGCGGGAGCUGGCGAGGCCCGGGCCGCAGGUCACAAACCAUGGGCGGGGAACAGAAGUGCUUUUGGAGGAGCCUUUGCCUCUGGAAACAGCACGGGAGUCACCGAGCUUCAAGCUGGAGCCAAUGGAGACUGAGCGAAACCCUGGCCCCAGGCUGCAGGAGCUGCUAGGCCCCAGCCCCCAAAGGGACCCCCAGGCUGUAAAAGAGAGGGCCUUAUCUGCUCCCUGGCUUUCUCUCUUUCCUCCUGAAGGGAACUUGGAAGACAAGGAGAUGACUGGGCCCCAGUUGCCUGAGAGCUUAGAGGACGUGGCUAUGUACAUCUCCCAGGAGGAGUGGGGGCAUCAAGAUCCUAGUAAGAGGGCCCUCUCCAGGGACCUGGUGCAGGAGAGUUAUGAGAAUGUGGACACAGUGGUGUCUCAGCUUCCCAGUCAAGAGACCCUAAGCACCCACAUGGAACAAGGAGGAAAACCAUGGGGACCCAGUGUUCAGCCUUGCAAAGAGGGCCCAAGUCCCAGAACCUCAGCUCCAGGGGACGAGAAAUUUGAGAACCGAGAUGAAAGUGCUCAGCCCAUUUUCCCUGGGAGCAUCCACCCUCAGGUGCUUCUCCCUAUCCAAGCCAGAGGAGAAGUGCCCUGGAGUCCUGAGCAGGGAAAGCCGCAGGACAGAGCAGAAGGGCACUGGGAGCCUCCCCCAGACGAGCGGAUGGAGCAGUCACUAGUGGGUGCCAUGAAUUGCAGAGAAUUGGGGCGACAAAAGGAACUGCAGCCAAAGAAGCUCCACUUAUGUCCGUUGUGUGGCAAGAAUUUCUCUAACAACUCGAAUCUAAUAAGGCACCAACGAAUACACGCAGCAGAAAGACUGUGCGUGGGUGUAGAGUGCAGUGAACUCUUUGCUGGGAACCCACACUUUUUGUCACUACACAGAGCGCAUUUGGGAGAGGAGGCCCACAAGUGCCUUGAGUGCGGAAAAAGUUUUAGUCAGAACACCCACCUGACUCGCCACCAGCGCACCCACACGGGAGAGAAGCCCUACCAGUGUAACGUGUGUGGCAAAAGCUUCUCUUGCAACUCCAACCUCCACAGACACCAGAGAACGCACACAGGGGAAAAGCCCUACAAGUGUCCUGAGUGUGGGGAGAUUUUUGCUCACAGUUCCAACCUCCUCAGGCAUCAGAGAAUUCACACAGGAGAGAGACCCUAUAGGUGUGCUGAGUGUGGGAAGAGUUUCUCUCGUAGUUCACAUCUCGUCAUACAUGAAAGGACUCAUGAGAAAGAAAGGCUUUACCCAUUUUCUGAGUGUGCAGAGCCAGUGAGCAACAGCAUCUCCUUUCUCACACAUCAUGGAACCCACAAGGCAGAGAAGAAAGUCUUUGAAUGUUUGACUUGUGGGAAAAGCUUUCGGCAAGGCAUGCACCUCACCAGACAUCUGAGAACACACACGGGUGAGAAACCCUAUAAAUGUACUCUGUGUGGGGAAAACUUCUCUCACAGAUCCAACCUAAUCAGGCACCAGCGAAUUCACACGGGAGAGAAGCCCUACACCUGCCAUGAGUGUGGAGACAGCUUCUCGCACAGCUCUAACCGGAUUCGUCACCUGAGGACCCACACGGGUGAGAGACCCUAUAAAUGUGCGGAAUGUGGAGAAAGCUUUUCUCGGAGUUCACGCCUUAUGAGUCAUCAGAGGACUCACACCGGAUAAAACUGGCAUUUUUUUGACCCAAGGAAGGUGGCAUUCAGAGGGUCCUGUUGUUAAGAGCUGGCCUUCUUGUUCAGCUGACCAAAUGACCUCCGUCUCUCAAGGCUGUUACCGUAAGUGGGUAAUAGCCUUGUUGUGGGGGAGUGAUGAGGCAGAAAGGGUACAUGAAAGUACAAAGAAGUCUGGCUGAACUGAAGAUGGCAAGUUGGAGGUGGUCUGCUGGGUGGGAGAUUUAGCCUAGUUAGGGUUAGGUGUCUGUGUCCAGCAUCUGUCCUGACAACUUUGGGGAUCAAGGUGACUCAACUGCUUUCUCACUUGGGACAUUCAGCCAGGAGUAUGCGGCUCUUGACACCAGAGGAGAGGCCACGUCUCCUGAGAAACCAGCUAGAGGGCGCGCUGGUGGUGAGUUGCAGCUCUGCCAAGGCCGAACUUGAGAGCCCCCAGCACCCCUUAGCAGUCUGGCAGGAGUGCGGAUUGCCGGGCCAUUGCCCUCAGACAAAAGGAAACAAGGGAAAUGGCCAGAUGGAACAUUCAGGUUAGCUCAGGUAUUGGCAGAGAACACGGGAGUCUGAAUGAGCCCGCCCUUUCUAGAGACCUAGACUCCUCCCACUUGUCUGAGAGAGAAACAUACGGAAGCCUUCCUAAAAGGGGUAUCAUGGAAAAUUAAUCCCUGGCAAACCUUGAACAUACAGAUUCUAGGGAAACGGGAUGGUGCCUUCCACUGUUGGAAGUCUGUGUGGUUGGUAAUAAAUUCCUUUCGGAAGCCUGCAAGUGAGUGCCUCUUCAUUGUGGACCUGUGGUUUCUGUCUGCUUUGGUUCGAAGACUAUUGUGGUCUUGCUGGUUUGGUCAGAAAGGUUCAGACCAAGAUGGCAGACAAGUGGAGGUAGGGGUGGCCCUGGUACACACCAGGCUGGGACUGCAUUCAGUGACUACUCGAGGGGCUACUGUCAUAAUGGUAUCUGAAAAGCUUUUCUUCUGUGGUGUACAGUAGUAAAACUGUCCUUGGCUCUUUG
Messenger RNA from Erinaceus europaeus (western European hedgehog), 3317 nucleotides. It is a transcript of the gene ZNF263, whose product is annotated as zinc finger protein 263. The record is from RefSeq and is a predicted model, not a curated record. The transcript has 6 exons. Gene Ontology annotation, molecular function: DNA-binding transcription factor activity, RNA polymerase II-specific; RNA polymerase II cis-regulatory region sequence-specific DNA binding. Bases 252 to 2306 code for a protein of 684 amino acids. Gene Ontology annotation, biological process: regulation of transcription by RNA polymerase II. NCBI's taxonomy places the organism in Eukaryota, Metazoa, Chordata, Mammalia, Eulipotyphla, Erinaceidae.